AUGAAGCUUCACUACUCCGCCCUUGCCCUCGCCGUCUAUCUGGGUACCGCUGCGGCCCAGGGCAUGGAUGGACUGCCCGCCUGCGCGAUUUGCCGCACUGGCGGCGUCACCAACCUCCCGCAAGCCGCUAGCUGUACCGAUGGGGCUCAAUCGACAGCCACCGAGACAUCGGGUGCUUCGUCGGCCACCUCCAACGCAUCCACCGCAUCCAAGUCGACCGACACGGCCUCGGGCGUCUCGGCCACUACUACCGGCGCGACCACCGCGACGGGUACCGCCACAGGCACCACCACUUCGCAGACCGGUACCGGUUCGUCGACUUCUUCCGCGUCGCCGAGCGCGACCACCGGCGCCGCUGCCGUGCUCCUCGGUAAGGACACCGGGGUUCUGGCGGGUGUGGGAGCUGCGCUCUUUGCCCUCCUUGCUUGA
This is a messenger RNA of Aspergillus terreus NIH2624, 429 nucleotides long. RefSeq lists its product as uncharacterized. The coding region runs from base 1 to 429 and encodes 142 amino acids. The record is from RefSeq and is a predicted model, not a curated record. NCBI's taxonomy places the organism in Eukaryota, Fungi, Ascomycota, Eurotiomycetes, Eurotiales, Aspergillaceae. The transcript is spliced from 2 exons.